Molecule: messenger RNA, 1138 nt
Organism: Capsella rubella
Lineage: Eukaryota; Viridiplantae; Streptophyta; Magnoliopsida; Brassicales; Brassicaceae
Product: putative L-ascorbate peroxidase 6
Exons: 10
Coding region: 44-1027 (327 amino acids)
Biological process (GO): cellular response to oxidative stress; hydrogen peroxide catabolic process; response to reactive oxygen species
Molecular function (GO): peroxidase activity; heme binding
Source: RefSeq, a predicted model, not a curated record
AAAACUGAGCUGAGGCUCGGUGAUUCUCGUCCCACCGUUAAAGAUGACGACGGCGACGACUGCGUCACUGUUGGAGACUUCUCUUUUCCGGUGCGACUCGUCUUCUUCUUCUUUCAAAUUCAAACUUCCAGCGAAAACGCGACUGCUCCCUCCGGUGACCGGGAAACAUGUUGUGAGAACGUUAAGAGCUUGGCGUAUUCGUUGCGUCUCCGAUGAUCCUGGUUGGCGUCCUGAUUUGGUUUCCAGUAGAAGAAAAAUGGUUGUAAUGUUGUCCACAGUGCAGCUUCUGUCUCAUUUGGUUCCGCCAUAUGGCAAGGCAGCUGACAUUUAUCCAGUGAUGCAAAACGAAAUAAGGAAAGUCGUGACAAAGGGUAAGGCUGCUGGUGUGCUUCGUCUAGUGUUUCAUGAUGCUGGAACCUUUGAGCUGGAAGAUAAUUCAGGUGGCAUCAACGGGUCUAUUGCAUAUGAACUUGAGAGACCUGAAAACACUGGUUUGAAGAAAUCCUUAAAGGUUCUAGCAAAAGCAAAGAUUAAGGUUGAUGAGAUACAACCAGUGUCUUGGGCAGAUAUGAUCUCUGUCGCUGGAUCAGAAGCAGUUUCAAUAUGUGGCGGCCCAAUAAUUCCAGUACUUUUGGGAAGACUUGAUUCAACGCAACCUGAUCCAGAAGGCAAGCUACCUCCAGAAACCCUGAGUGCCUCUGGUUUAAAAGAAUGCUUCAAAAGAAAAGGAUUUUCGACUCAGGAGCUUGUUGCUUUAUCUGGGGCACAUACGAUAGGGAGUAAAGGCUUUGGGGAUCCGACAGUUUUUGACAAUGCAUACUACAAAAUCCUUCUUGAAAAACCAUGGACAUCAGCUUCCAAAAUGACGAGCAUGGUCGGCCUCCCUUCGGAUCAUGCCUUAGUGGACGAUGAUGAGUGUUUAAGAUGGGUGAAACGAUAUGCGGAAGACCAAGACAAGUUCUUCGAAGACUUCACCAAUGCUUAUAAAAAACUAGUGAAUUCUGGGGCUAAAUGGAAUAAGUUAUGAUGUGUAGUAGUAAUAUCUUUUGUUAGCUCAUAAGUGUUUCAAACAUGCCUGAAUAAUUUGGGUGAUAAUAAUGCUUAUUUGCUAGUAAGGUAAAAGUUUCUCUGCUUACUA